Messenger RNA from Hypomesus transpacificus, 2285 nucleotides. RefSeq lists its product as uncharacterized. The transcript is spliced from 7 exons. The record is from RefSeq and is a predicted model, not a curated record. The coding region runs from base 334 to 2187 and encodes 617 amino acids. NCBI's taxonomy places the organism in Eukaryota, Metazoa, Chordata, Actinopteri, Osmeriformes, Osmeridae.
GAUUGAAAUGUUUAGACGAAGUUUGAGUAAUGAAGUAAUGAGUUUAAGUAGUGAUAUGAGUUCAGUGCAAUACCACUUUAUUGCCACUAGGGUAUAGUGUUCCAUUGCUUUUCUUAGGCUACCUGUCAACAAAUCAACCAGCCUACCUGUAAACGCACAUAGCAAGGCCUACACUCGAAAUGUUCUUAUUAAGAUGUAAUUUGUAGUUGUUUCCCCCACAACGCUCUUUAAAUUUUAGAUUCUCCUGACAAAUAGUAACUUGAUUGUCGUGGAUUAAGAAAAAAAAAAUUUCUGGAAGAGACGUAAACAAAACCAUUUUCACUUUGGCAUCGAAUGGCUAUCCGAAGUGUUAUUUUAUUCAUUGGAGUUUACUUUGUGUUUGUGAAGGCGGCAGACCCUGAGCAUGGAAAACUCGGAGGGAAGAUCACAUUGGUCCCCACUGUCACAGGAAAAAUGGACGAGAUCUUGUGGAAACAUAAGGGUAAUCAAGUGGUGGAGUUCGAUGGUAGCCAGAACAAGGAGUUUGGCUCUUAUGUGGGUAGGACCGUCCUAGACUUCGUCACCGGAGAGCUCAUAAUCAGUGACCUCACUGCCGAAGACAGUGGACAUUAUGAGUUUGAAGCAUACAUCAACAACCUGCCGAAGUACUCACACCAUCAAGUGGAGGUCAUCGCUGAAGUGGCACAACCCACCAUUAUUUGUGUGGUCAACGAUACCAAGACGACUGCUUCCAUGGCAACACUGCUGUGCAUUGCAGACCUUCAAGACCAACAGUCCCCAAUGACAUACAGCUGGGAGGGGUUGGAGGGCACAUUGCUUAGCUCUUCAUCCAUUGAUCAAAAGUUGUCCAUCGUUGUUAAGGACAGACAUGACAAGGCAGUCUUCCAGUGUUCAGUUAGCAACCUUGUGAGUAAGAAGCAGGCCCAAUUCCAAGUGAAGAACUGCUUCACAGACGAAAGCUCAUCUACAGUACUGGCUGUCUGUCUUUCCCUGUUGUGCCUGGUCGUUUUGCUGAUCUUGGCUGUUCUGGCCUUGUGGUUUUAUAAGAGACACAAGAAAGCAGAACCUGCUCUCAACAAGCAAGAUAAUGUGGAGAAUCCUCUGGAGCUAGAACAAGUGAAGGAGGAGAGAAAACUAUUUGAUAGACUGGCAAAGCAGCAGAUUCCAACAAAAGAGAGACUGGAUGACCAGAACGGAAAUAAGAAGCAGGAGAACAUUGAAAGAACUGAAGGUAACUCCACACUCCCCAGCACUCAAGCAUUACCUCAACAAGCUCAAAAUGAAGAGAAGAGGUCUGGUCCACCCUCACCCUCCCAAGCCAGCAUGAUCCAGUCAGACCAGAACAUAUUACAACCUGGACAAGAGACAGUACCAGACCAGGACCCAGCAGAGCCUGUGGAGGUCAGUCUCCCUGACCAGAAGAGUGUAGAGGCCUCAAUAACAAAGGAACCCACAGAUCCGGCCAUACCAGACCCAGAACCAGAAGGACCGACAUGUCCCACAAAGCAGGACACGGGCGCAGAAGAAACCGGAAAUCAGAAACAACCAGAUGCAGACAUAUUGGGAAAAACUGGGUUGCUGACAAACCCAAACAAUCCCACACAGGCUGGGUCAGAACCAGAGGCUCCCAAAAAUCAGUUUGACACAAAUACAGAAGCCACAUCUGAGGUUCCAGCUAAGGGUCAUCAGGUUGAAAACUCUGAGAGCUGUUCAACCUCUCCUGGCGGGGAGGAAGGGGAUAAAGAUGGGUUAAAGAAGGCAGAAAAAGAGAUAGAGCCAAGGAAUGGGGAAACAAAUGAUGAGACAAAUGAUGAUAGAAUUGACAAAGAUGCCAUGGACCAAAAUGGAGAGGAAGCAAUCAAAAAGACAGAGCAAAAGAAAGAACACAGUUCUCAAUUUUCUACGUUGAGCCCCAAAGAUGAUCAGAUAAAUGGAAGCACACUAGACGCUGUAGCUGUCUCCAAGCCUACAGAACCGAGUCAAGACCAACCAGAACUGGAUGACUCAAAAGCUGUUAGAGAUGUGGACCUAUGUCAACAGAAGCCAAACUCCCAGAGUGGUUCCAUCUCUCCUGGGGGGGUAGUAGGCAGUGAAAAAGGAUCAAAGGAGGCAGAAGAAGAGAUGGAGGCAGGGGAUGUGGAAAAAGAGAUACCCGAAGGGGGGGGGGUGAUCAUUCUAUCAGGAUAGAUGGAAACAUGAAGACGGAUGAUGAGGAAAAUAAGAAAUCAUUUGUGGCAGUGGGGGACACUGUAGCUGUCUCCAAGCCUACAGAACCGAGUCAAGAU